Molecule: messenger RNA, 663 nt
Organism: Cucumis melo (muskmelon)
Lineage: Eukaryota; Viridiplantae; Streptophyta; Magnoliopsida; Cucurbitales; Cucurbitaceae
Exons: 2
Coding region: 1-663 (220 amino acids)
Source: RefSeq, a predicted model, not a curated record
AUGGACAUGCGAACAUUCGUAAUUCUAUGCCAUUUACUUAGAAAUGUGGCUGGUCUUUCAUCGACAGAGAUUGUCAAUGUUGAGGAAAUGGUAGCAAUGUUCUUGCACGUCCUUGCUCAUGACGUAACGAACCGCGUCAUUCAACGGGAAUUUGUACGAUCCGGUGAGACAGUAUCUUUACAUUUUAACCUCGUAUUGUUGGCUGUGGUUCGACUGUACGAGGAGUUGAUAAAGAGACCUGUUCUGGGAUUUCUCACUCUUUACAGAGGCCAGCGGUACCACUUGCAAGAGUGGCGUGGUGCUGGAAAUGCACCAAUAAAUGCAAAGGAGUACUUCAACAUGAAGCACUCUUCGGCAAGGAAUGUCAUUGAGCGCGCCUUCGGUGUUUUUAAGGGUCAUUGGGCCAUUCUUCAUGGAAAGUCAUACUAUCUCCUACAAGUCCAGUGUCGUACCAUACUAGCAUGUUGCUUGCUCCACAAUUUGAUAAACAGAGAAAUGACAUAUUGUGACGACGUUUACGAUGUGGACGAGGGGGAUUCUGCAUACGCGACAACUACUGCUUCAGAAGACAUCCACUACAUUGAGACGAAAAACGAGUGGUCUCAGUGGCGUGAUGAACUAGCCGAAUCGAUGUUCACAGAUUGGAAGUUGCGUAACGCUUAG